Molecule: messenger RNA, 1137 nt
Organism: Plenodomus lingam JN3
Lineage: Eukaryota; Fungi; Ascomycota; Dothideomycetes; Pleosporales; Leptosphaeriaceae
Biological process (GO): tRNA modification
Molecular function (GO): RNA binding
Source: RefSeq, a predicted model, not a curated record
AUGCUAGAUGGUGAACAUGGCAGCCAUCGGACACAUGCAUGGUCUGGUCUACGGGGCCGCAUUGUCCCAGAGCGUUGCCAAUUUAUCGAUGAAGACAAGAUCGCGCUAGUGAGCGAAAACGGCCUAGUCUCUAGAGUCUUGAACCCAACUCGACUUUCGCAUAAUCUAUCACUCAUCACAUACAUCUUCACAUCUUCACGUUCAACACCUGAGCCUGAGACUCUUUCGCUCGGAGGCACGAUCAUGGAGAACUCAAAGAAGCGGAAAGCCGAGUCUAGUGAUCGACAGGACGGCCGCAAUACGAAAGCGAAGGGUAGAAGAAACUGGGAUAUGCCCCGCAGAGGUGCAGAAGCCCGAGCGAUUCAACCCGGCGAUACCGGUAUAUGGGCAACUUGUGCAAUGAAGAAAGAAGCGAAAUCCGUAGCCGACCUGCGGGAUCUUUUCGACGAGUAUGCAACAGCAUUGUAUGGAACAACGGAAGCCAACGCGACAGCCAUGGAUGACGUUUCCGACUCGGAUGGAGGCGAUAUCGAAGAGGAGAUCAAGAAGGAGAUCGCCGACAUACGCAAGCCAACCACUAAGCCUCUUUUCUCAUCCGUCAAGCUUGAUACUCAAUGCUUGGUUUUCUUCCGAACGCGCAAGCCUGUUGAGCCGGUAUCCUUUGUGCAUAAGAUCUGCCAAGACGUAGCAAAUGGUGCACAGCUCAAGAACUUGCGCUAUGUCAAGCGCCUGACGCCCAUCACUGCAUUCGAGAAGGCGACACAGCAAGGUCUUGAGACUGUUGCGAAACAUGUGCUUGCGUCUCACUUCCACAUUGAAAAUCAGGCCUCAAAGAAGUUUGCCAUACGACCGUCGAUACGGAACAACAAGGAGUUCACCAGAGACGGUGUCAUCAAAAGUGUAGCGGCCGCUGUAGGUCCGGGACACAGUGUCGACCUGAAGGACUAUGAUCUCCUCGUUAUGGUGGAGAUCUACAAGAAUGUUGUGGGCAUGAGCGUCGUGGGACCUGACUUUGAGAAACUCAAACGUUUUAAUUUGGAAGAACUUCGCCAACCACUAACAGCGACGGUAUCAGACAUCAGCCCGGAAGUAAAGAGCCAAUCUACUGCUCCAAUCAUAAUCCGAGAAGAGGUCUAA